Pelagomonas calceolata is the source of this 793-nucleotide messenger RNA. The record is from the annotation of a GenBank genome assembly. NCBI's taxonomy places the organism in Eukaryota, Pelagophyceae, Pelagomonadales, Pelagomonadaceae.
GUAAGACACUAGUCCGGCGCUGUAUUCGCCUCCUGAGGCAGUAUAUCGACGGAUAGAGGGCAUAAAGCUGCCACACGCAUCCCACGCGAGGCGCACAAACCUUUUGGGGCUGCCUCGACGCCACCGACGCGCGCCCAGCUGCCCCACCAAGAGCCCUGCCAAACAAUACGCCUGUCGUAGCGGUGGGGAAUAUCCUUUGGGCUGCCCGACGCGAUAUAUAGGCUGCAGAGUAAGCCAAGGCCAAGAAUAGCUGCCAGAGCAAGCCAAGGCCAGAAUGUCAGACAUCCGAGUGACCGUGCCACCCUUGGACGAGCUCAAGGAAGCCUUUGCGAAAUUCGACACGGAAAGCUCGGGCGCGAUACCGGUCCACGACCUCGGAGCAUUAUUGCGCUCCGUCGGCGUCGUCGAGCUCAAGGAAGAUGACCUGCAGGCGCUGAUUAGUGAAGAGAUGUUCGACAAGAAUUUCGACCUGCCCGAGUUCUUAGCAUUAAUGGUCGAGAUCGGCCACACGCUGCCCGCGCCCGGCACGGAGAAGAAAGAGCUGCGGAAGGCCUUUAAGGCUGCCGAUUCUGACAAAGACGGCUACCUGACGCCCGACGAGCUGCGACAAGCGAUGGACGGCAUGGCCGCCGAGCCGUUGGGAGAUGACGAGUUUCAAGUCAUGCUGGAUGAGUGCAGGAGGGACGCGGAGAUCGAAGAAGGCGAGCCGAUAAAAAUCGACGCGGCGGUGCGGUUCUUCCUGACCUCAUAAAAUUGUAUAUGUGAGACGAGCACUUAAGGGGAGAAAAGGGAC